AGCAGCAGGUUUUACCGUUUACCGGCCGGUGUUUCUGCCUCUCUACUGUCUGUCCUCCUCGCACUGAACCGUCCGGAGUUAUACGGGAUGCUGACAUGCUCUGAUUCACCCUGCGAGCGAUGACCGGACCGAGCACCGAGGGGACCACCGGACCGGCGGAGGUGCUGCUGACUGCGGGCUGCCGAGCCCCGCUUGUCGGACUGCUGGUCGGAGGAUGGAGCCGAGGCUGAGCGGGGCUGCCGGCAAGCCGUCCGCGUCCCGGUUCCUCGGCCCUGCCCUCGUCCUCUCCAUCCUGGCUGUGUCCGUGAGCUGCCACGGGACGUGCAGACACCGAGUCCCGUCUCCCGAGGAGGUUGUCCAUCAUGUGUACUUGAAGCCUGAGCGUCUGACGAAGAGGAGCUCCCCCGACAACCUGCAGCUGAAGAUUAAGAUCAUCUACGACUACAGCGUCGACCAGCUUCCUGCAGACAAGAGGAGGCUGGUAAAGGAUAAGCUGUUUCCUCAGGCCAUCGACUACCUGCAGAGGGCCUUCAGUGUGAGGCGCCGCGUGGGACCUGUGCUGCUCAGCAGACAAUGUGCAACCAACCAGUAUCUGAGGAAGAGAGAUGACCCUCAUCGUUACUGCCAGGACGCCUGUGCAGACGUCACACGGUGCGGCCCGGUUGUCGUACCACAGCACCACCUGCAGCAAUGUAAGGUGUGCAGUGAAUCAGGGAAGUCAUGCGGCCCUAUGGGGUCCCCAGACGGCCCCGGGGUGGAAGGGUCUGACUUUGUGCUCUAUGUCAGCGGCAUCACCACAGAGCGCUGCGGGCAGGAGAACAUAGUGGCCUACGCUGCGUACUGCCAACUGGAGGCAGCGCUGGACAGACCUAUAGCAGGCUACGCCAACCUGUGUCCGGCGAUGAUCUCGUCUCAGCCUCAGGAGUUUGAAGGGAUGCUGUCCACCGUCAAACAUGAGAUCAUCCACGCUCUGGGCUUCUCAGCUGGUCUGUUCGCCUUCUACCACGACGACGAGGGGAAACCUCUGACGCCUCGCUUCACCAGCGGCCUGCCCGCCUUCAACGAGAGCCUGGGUCUGUACCAGUGGAGUGAGGCGGUGAUCAGGAGGGUCAGCCGGCUGUGGGACAUCAGAGGAGGGAUGAUGGUCCGACACCAAGUCCACGUCCUCGUCACUCCCCGAGUCGUGGAGGAGGCGAGGAGACACUUUAACUGUCCCAUCCUGGAGGGGAUGGAGCUGGAGAACCAGGGAGGGACGGGGACUGAGCUGAACCACUGGGAGAAGAGACUGCUGGAGAACGAGGCGAUGACGGGCUCCCACACUCAGAACCGCGUGUUUUCUCGGCUGACGCUGGCCAUCAUGGAGGACAGCGGCUGGUACCGAGCCAACUACAGCCUGGCUCAGAGGCUGGACUGGGGCCGCGGCCUCGGCUGCGACUUCGUCAUGAAGAGCUGCAAGUUCUGGAUGGACCGGCAGAGACAGAGACGACACUCUGUGACGCCGUACUGCGACACAGUGAGAGCGUCUCCUCUGCAGCUGACCUGCAGACAGGACCAGCUGGCCGUGGCCGUCUGCAACCUGCAGAAAUACCCACAGGAGCUGCCGCUGGAGUACCAGUAUUUUGAGAGGAUCCCUGACGUGUCGUCUGAUGAGCUGUCGUUGUUCGGCGGCGCCGUGGAGAUCGCGGACUUCUGUCCCUUCAGUCAGGAGUUCAGUUGGCAUCUGAGCGGAGAGUAUCAGAGGAACUCGUACUGCCGAGUGUCGGAGAACCAGCCAGACCGGUGGAGAAACUACGGGGCAGAGCAGUACGGACCGGACUCUGUGUGUCUGUACCAGAAGUCGGCCUUCGUCAUGGAGCAGUGCACCAGGAAGAUGACCUACCCUGACUGGGGCUCCGGAUGCUACAAGGUGUGGUGCUCGCCUCAGGGCCUGACGGUGUUCGUUCAGGAUCGCUCCUUCCUCUGCGUCCGGAAAGGUCAGCUGCUGAGCGUCAGCGUGCGAGUCAACGACUGGGUCUACAACGGCGUCCUGAUCUGUCCCACCUGCACCGACUUCUGUGACGACUGUCCCCUCCCACACCAGUUGCCGCCCUUCAACGCCUCCAGGAGUCACCCCAUUGACCCGUGCUCCAGCUCUCCGGGUCUCGCCAUCACUCUGUGGCUCCUGCUGCUCAACCUGCUCCCCCUGGUGGCCGGACUGCUGCUCUGCCACUGCAGCUGAUAACACACACACAUGCACGCACACACACACACACACACACACACACACACACACACACACACACUCCGACAGGAUCUGCACAUCUUCUCUCUUUCAUCUGUACUCUGUCAGUUCUUCUUUGUUUCCUCCAUCAGUCACUCCUCAGGACCUCUCCUCCUCUCCUUGUCUCCUUCUCUCCUUGUCUCCUCCUCGUCUCCUCAG
This is a messenger RNA of Plectropomus leopardus (leopard coralgrouper), 2419 nucleotides long. RefSeq names its product leishmanolysin-like (metallopeptidase M8 family) (gene lmln). Gene Ontology annotation, biological process: cell adhesion; proteolysis. Lineage: Eukaryota; Metazoa; Chordata; Actinopteri; Perciformes; Serranidae. Gene Ontology annotation, molecular function: metalloendopeptidase activity. Gene Ontology annotation, cellular component: cytoplasm; membrane. The record is from RefSeq and is a predicted model, not a curated record.